Danaus chrysippus (African queen) is the source of this 9864-nucleotide messenger RNA. Lineage: Eukaryota; Metazoa; Arthropoda; Insecta; Lepidoptera; Nymphalidae. The record is from the annotation of a GenBank genome assembly.
AUGGGGACAUAUAGAAUAAGUUUAAGCAUUUUUAGUGUUAUAUUAUACCUUUCUGUUUUAUGGACACCAGCUUACUCGAAUGAUAAAUGCGAAUUGUCUUGCAAAGGAUCAAACGGACCCAGCUUCUUACAAGGAAAAGUUUACAACUAUGGAGUUGAUGGAAUCGUUUCAAUUUACCUGAGCGGCGCCGACAAGCAGGAGACCAGCGUGAAGAUAUCAGGACAGGUGUCAGUUUCACCAAAUGAUAACUGCGAGUUAUCACUUAUGGUGAAAUCUUUGACGAUUUCGGGACCCGAUGGCAAGAAAUACCCAGCUCCGAAGGGCAUUGAGAAGGUUGUCCGAUUCAGCCUUCAAGAUGGACGAGUUGGUCCAGAGAUCUGCGCAGAAGAAGUAGAUAGCCGAGCUUCUCUUAACAUCAAGAGGGCUAUCAUUUCAUUAUUGCAAACUGAACAGAAAUCGUCUACCCAGGUUGAUGUUUUUGGAUCAUGUCCGACGGAUGUUUCAUCAUCAAAGGAAGGUGCUUCAGUGUUGCUCCACAGGACCCGUGACUUAAGCAGAUGUGCUUACCGCGAACAAAGCAAAAACGACCUUAUUACUGCUGUGUACAACCCAAGUUCUGAAAUUAAGAGCACUCAGCUUCUUCAAUCGACUCUGAAUGUAGAAUCCAAAGUCAAUAAUGGUGUACCCGAAAAAAUAUCUGCCGUGGAACAAUACCUGUACAAACCAUUCUCGGUUGGAGACAAUGGUGCAAAGGCUGAAGUUAACACUAAAUUGACACUAUCAGGAACCUACGCUGGCGGCAUUGCUGGAAUAUGCAAUACUCGUCGUUCUAUCAUAUUCGAAAACCCACACCAAGGUAAAGCUGAACACAGUGAUGCCAGGAAUGUUUUGAAUGCUGUGAAAGAAACGUGCAAAAACCUCGGAAGUGAAGCUGGCUUUAAGUCAGCAGGAGCAUUCGCUCAACUUGUCAGGAUUUUCCGCUCGGCCAACAAAGAAGAUCUACUCCAAGUCUUCGCACAAGUCAAAGGCAAUAGCUUAGAAAAGCGCGUGUUCCUGGAUGCUUUACUUCGUGCUGGAACAGGCUACAGCAUUGAUGCUUCUAUCCAUAUCCUGAAAAACAAAGAACUGUCUCCAUUAGAAGAAAAAGUUAUCUUCCUGUCGUUAGGCAAUGCCAGACACGUCACCAGCGAUGCUAUUAAGGCUGCUGCUGAUCUCCUCGAUCAUGCUCACCUACCAAAUGGAGUAUACCUUGGAGUUGGGGCUCUGGCUGGUGUUUACUGCCGAGACCACAACUGUCACAGCGACCCCUCUGCUGGAAUUUCUGAAUUGAGCAAAAAGUUUGCCGCGAAGUUAGGAAACUGUAAACCAAAAUCCAAAGAAGAAGAGGAUCAUGUAGUCGCGGUUCUGAAAGGUAUUAGAAAUAUCCGUCACUUGGAAAAUAACUUAGUCGACAAACUCGCUGCCUGCGCUUCUGAUAACAACGUUAAAGCAAGAGUUCGAGUGAGCGCUCUUGAAGCAUUCUCCGCUGAUCCUUGUGCUGCCAAGCUCAAGAAAACUGCAUUGGAUAUUAUGAAAAACCGUAACCUGGACUCUGAAAUUCGUAUCAAGGCGUAUCUGGCUGUUAUAGACUGUCCUUGUGGUAAAUCCGCUAACGAAAUCAAGCACUUACUUGAAACCGAACCAGUACACCAAGUCGGACGAUUCAUCACUACAUCACUCCGCCACAUUCGUUCUUCUGCCAACCCUGACAAACUUCUCGCUCGUCAACACUACGGACUUAUCAGCACCCCAAACAAAUUCAAAGUUGAUGACAGAAAGUUCUCAUUCUACCGUGAGUUGAGCUACAAUGUCGAUGCUAUCGGAGUCGGUGGUAACAUGGAACAAACUGUUAUAUACUCUCAAGACUCAUUCUUGCCAAGGUCAGCUAGCCUUAAUCUCACGGCUGAAGUUUUCGGUCACAAUGUUAAUAUUCUCGAGGUUGGAGGUCGUCAAGGUAAUUUGGACCGUGUGAUUGAACAUUUCCUUGGACCAAGAAGCUUCCUUCGUACACAAGAACCUCAGGAAAUUUAUGAUAACCUGAAGAAAAAAAUUGAAGAGUCCUAUCACAAAGUUGAAGGCAGUGUCCGUGGUCGCCGUUCCAUCAAGAGUGAAGUCGACAACUUUGAUAAACACGUUAAAGCUGAAUCAAUGCAAUACAACAAUGAACUAGAUCUGGAUAUUUACAUUAAACUCUUCGGAACCGAUGCUGUCUUUUUAUCGCUUGGAGAUGACAAAGGAUUCGAUUUCAACAAAUUCCUAGACGCCUCUCUAUCUUGGGUGAAUGGCGGUUUUAACAAAAUGAAGCAUUUCCAGCAAGAACUUCGUGGACACUUCCUCUUUAUGGACACCGAACUUGCCUACCCAACAUCCACUGGUCUUCCUCUUAAAUUAGAUGCUGUUGGUGCCGCUACUGGUCGUCUUGAUGUCUCCUCUGCUGUUGACAUCCGCCAAUGUAUACGCAACCCCGAAUCUGCAAAGGUUGACAUCAAGUUAGUCCCAAGUUCUGAUGUUGAGAUAGCCCUCAUAAUGUUAGUAGAUGCUGAUGCAGUAUCUACUGGUCUUAAAGUAAUGACUAAUCUGCACUCUUCUACUGGAAGUCACGUUAUCGCAAAAGUUAUUGAAAAUGGCAAAGGAUUUGAUUUACAAUGGGGCUUGCCAAUUGAUAAACAAGAAAUCGUAACAGCUUCCAGUGAUGUAGUAUUUGUAACAGCAGAAAAAGGUCAGCUUGAAAAAGAAAAGGCGUGCGUUAAUAAAGGCGAAAAGAAGGAAUAUUCUGGAUGUUUCGAUCAAUUAUCUGGAGUACUAGGUCUAACACUGUGCGGAAAAGUUUCCUAUGCUCCAUUCCCAGGAGCAUUGCCGUUACUAGGAUCGUCUAAAGUAAAACUUGUUUUGGAGAAGAACGACCUCAAAGGUUACCACAUCAAGGGUGUUGUAAGAUCAGACCCUAAGGGCAGAUACGGACUUGGAUUGUUAUUCGACGCUGAAGGAUCUCAAAACCGUAGAACUCAAAUCAACGCUGACGCUAUUUAUAAUGCGGAAGAAAAAUCUGUGAACAUUGAACUCGAAUCACCUAUUAAGACUAUUGUAGCCAAAUAUUCACUUGUCACCAAAUCCAACGAAUAUGCUCUUAUGGCACUUAUGAAAUUGGAUCAAAAUAAGUAUUAUGGCCGAAUUGGAGUUGAUAUUCAAGGUAACGCGCAAAGAUCCGUAUGGAAACCCGUAAUAGAAUACGAAAUGCCAGGUCAAAAUGAAAAGAAGAGCCUCAAGGUUGAUGGACAAAUCGUCAAAGAAUCCAAUGGACCAUCUGUUAAAUACACUCUAGAAAAUGUUAAGGUUUUCCUUUCUGAGCAAAACGAGAUGAAUAUUGAAGGUCAUCUGAAUCAAGAUCCUAAGGGUGUUGAGAUGGACUUGAAGGGAAGAUUGGGAGCUCAGAACAUACUAUUGAGCGGAUCUUUGAAGGGCUAUGACGUUAAACUUGAAUUACAAAACACUCUUAAUCCAUUCGUUAACUUCAAACUUAAUGGUCACUUUGAGAACACUGAAAGCAUGAUUCACAAUGACAUCGAUCUGUACUAUGGCGGCGACCUCCGUGAUCAACGUAACCGCGUCAUUUUCAAUCAGCUAUACAAACGACACCAAUCCGCUGAUGGUUUUAACGUAAUGACUAAAAAUAAAUUUGAACUCUGCGCACUUCCCAUCAAAGUAAAUCUGGACCUAGAAAUGGACCCUAAGAAGUUCGACUUAGAAAUGGGUGGAGUUUAUUUCGAAAAGAAAGCUAACUUAGACCUUGAGGCCCGUACUCAAAUUAAGAAAGUUGGGGACUACAGUGUUAAAUUCAAUUUGGACUUAGACAAACAAUCUGUAGAAGCUUUGAUGAAGAGAGAUAUCGUAUCUGCUGAUAAAUCAAACUUAGAAAACUAUAUCGAGUUCAAGAACUUCUUCAAAUAUGAAUUGUCAGGUGUUGUUUUACAUAGAAUGAAAACAAACAACGUCAAUGUUGGUGCUAUCGGCCACCUUAAAGUAUCAGGUGGUGGCAAGGAAGAAGACAUUAAGUUUGACGUUGGUGCUGUUGAAAAUGCAAAUCUGUAUUCAAGCCACGCAACCAUUUCUAACAGCAAGGGCCAGUUGUUGGACUUCUUGCUUAAGAUAAACUGUGGAGCUAACGCCAACGGACAACUUAAAUUUAACUUAAAAGACGCCGUAACUGCAAAUGGUCAAUACCAAGUCACUGACAAGGAUGGAAAAGGGAACGGAAAUAUUAUGGUGCAUUUCAAAAAGGUGGACAACAUUAUCAAAGGAGACGUGAAAUUCCAAGUCAAGGAGCCCAUUUAUAACGCUGACAUAGAUCUUUACCUGGACUUUGAUAAGAACAAAAAUGACAAACUACAUUUCAGCACUAACAGCAAAAUAUCGGAAAAACAAUGGAACAGCAACAAUAAAUUCGAAUAUUCCGGAAGAGGCUUCGAAGUAAACGUUGUAAGAGAUGGUGCUAUAUACGGUGUUGGUAAAGGACACUUCAACUUGAAACUAGUGCUGCCUGAUAAAAGAUGCAUUACCCUGAAAGCCGACAGAGAACUCUCAUUGAAGAAUGACGUAUACAAUGGACACGCUGAAGCAGUUUUGUCGGACGCGCCUAAUGGUCAACCCGGUUCUUCAAUAAAAUACCAAGCAAAAUUUGUUAAUACCGAUUUUGACAAGUUCAGCAUCGACUAUGACGGUCAGCUUGAAAUGGUUUUGAACGACGGCAAGAAUCUCGUGAAUUCGUUCUCAUUCAAGAAUGUUCCUAAGGGAGAUAAAUACGACAUCGCAUUCAGAAGUGAAGUCUCAGGAAACAUGAUGCCCAAGAAACUUCUUAUUGACGCCGGUUCAGUAUAUACUUGGGAAUUACUUAACACCGAUGAUACGUACAGAGUGAAGGCUAGUUAUGGUGAUGACAUUGGUUUUGAGCUAAAUGGAGUCAAUCAAAUUAUCGUUCCUGAUAAAGGAGACAAGAAAUACGUCGACGACUACACGGUCAACAUUCGUCUUCCAUUCGAAAAGGCGCACGAUAUGAAGUGGGUUUCAACAUUUAUGUAUUUGCAAUCAGAGAACAAGGCUGUAGAGGUAACACUCAUUGAGGUAUUCCAAGUCAACGCUGAUGUUUACAAAUUAGAAUCAAGUGGAAAAUACGGCCCCAAGAGCGGCAACACCAAACUCAAGUUCAUUGUGCCCCAUUAUGAUCCCGUUAUCUUGGACAGCGACUACAAGAUUAAUGAAUCCAAAGAAAAAUCCACCGCUGACAUUGAUUUGAAAGCUCAAUACGGAAAAGGCAAAGUUUCCAACUACAAAAUUUACGGCUCAUCUUCUCCAAGAGAAGUUGAACUUAAAUUCGCAUCAAACUGCCCGAGCAGUGAAAUGGCCAAAAAAAUUGAUCUCUUCUUACAAGCUAAGAGCCCAUCCCCCGACACAUAUAGCGCUGUAAUCUCAGUUGAUGCUGAUGGCCGCUCGUACAGAAGUGAGAGCUACGUUGUGUACUCCAACACACAACCUGUUGUUGACAUCAAAUAUACCAGCCCUUCAAACCCUAAGACCUCAAGAAUUUACUUCAAGGGAAUAUCGAUCCGUUCAAAGGAAGGUCGCCUUGAAAUGAAGAUAGAAAACAUCAAGGACUUCAAUUUGGAUUCAACAUUAGAAGCUAACUUAGAGAAGGAUCUGUACGUCAAGUUCAUUGGAAACUCUGAGAAAUUAGGCCUUAAGAAUUACAAAAUUGACAUCUCAAGCAAGGAUUCGGGUAGCGGAAAACGUCUUGAAUUCCACGCUAUUAACGACAACAAGAAUGUGCUAAGUGGAAGCACAUCAUACAUCAGCAAGCAGGAAGGUCAGAAGACCAUUAUUGAAGGUUCAGGAACUGUUAAGAUCAAAGAUGAACAGAAACCAGCCAACUUCAAAUACAUCCGUACCAUCCUUACUGAAGGCAAUGAACAGGGAAUAGAGACCUUUAUCAACCUUGCUUUCGGAGACCGUAACCACGUUGUUGAAACUCGCAUCACAAACAUCGAAUACAAGACCUCAUACGUAUACUGCGAAGAGAAGAAGCAAUGCGCCCACGCUGAGCUGAACUCUAAGUUUGUUGCAGGACCUGGUGCUCUCAAGCAUCUCUUCAACGUUGGACUUGACCUCCGUAAACUGGGUCUCGCUACUGAAUUCGGUCUUCAGAUUGCCAACGAGUUCUCUGAAAAGAAACUUCCCCAGUACAACUUGAACUUACACGUGAACAAAGAAAACGAUAAAUACCAUUUCCAUGUUUACAGCCAGCCCGAACCAGGCCGGUUCCCUGCUGGUAUUGUUCUGACCUUCCCUCAAAGAGUCAUCGCCUUAGAAUCCCUUAUCCGGUAUCCUUCAGACAAGAGCCUACCAUUCCCAGUUAGCGGAGAGCUAUGUUUGUACCCAGACAAAAAUAAGCCACAAACCAAGACCGCUGCCAGAUUCAGCUUUGACGUCCAAGGAAACUAUAAUGAGCAAGGAGAAAUUGUUUCACUUAUUGGUUUCAGCCAUCCAAGGCUUGGAAAGGAAGCGUUAAUCAAAUUCCGUGGAUCAAUGAAGAGGCCAGCUGAGAACUCUUUGAAGAUUGAAACAUCAAGCGUUGUCUCUUGCUCUAUCUUAGGAAGCGACCGCGAAGCUAAAUUUUAUUUGGAAGUCAACCCUGUUCACAUCAAGUUGAUGCUCGACACUCCGUUGGUUAAAGUAAUUGAUUUAGAAGGAUCAGCCACAGUCAAGGAGAACUUACAACAAGCCGACCUUAGAUUCAGUCUGCUUCAAGGAAAACCAGUAACAGUAUACGCUGUUGUCAAAGAUUUCGAGUACUACGAAUUCACUACAGGAUACAGUGAUGAAUCAGAACGAAAACUCUCCAUCGUCAGCCAUUUGAACCCUGAAAAACGCGUCGACAUCUCUGUGGACAUUGUUGUUCCUGGACAGAAGAAGAACAUUGUUAAAGGAGCUUUGUACUUGCAAGAUAAUCUCGUUAAAAGCGACUAUGGCCUAUCCCAAGACAACUUCAACUACUUCGUGAACGCACUGAAAAAAGAUCUGGCGAACCUGAAAUCAAGGAUUCAAGGAAUCGGAGAUAAGGCGAAUGAAGAUUUCAAAAAGAUUUUAAAGAAAGUAGAGCCAACAUACAGGGAAAUCGAACAGCAAUACAAACAAGACGUCGAAAAGAUGAUUAAGGAAAUUGAAAAUGACAAAUCAUUAAAGGAAAUUAUGGAGAGCUUGCACGUCAUUGUAAAACUCGUAGCUAAGAUGAUUGAUGACACAAUCACCGUCUUCAAGCCCUUGGUGGACAAAGUGGUCGAGACUAUCACCGGUAUAUCCAAAAACAUUGCUGACAUUUACGAAAAACAGAUCGAACCACAACUGAAGCAGCUGUCCAAGGCUGUAGGUGAUUUACUCGAGGAGUACGUGAGCGGAGUAAUCGAGGCGGCUGCUCAUUUCUCUGCCAUCAUCAUCGAUUUCUUUGAACGUCACAAGCCCGAACUUCAGGAACUUGCUAACAUUUUCACUGAAAUCUUCAAAGACAUAACCCGCAUCAUCGUGGCUCAACUGAAAGAAUGGCGCGCCAAGUCCUCUCAGUUCUUUAGCGAACUCAGUCAGCAGUUGAAGGAAAUGCCAAUCCUCAACAUUAUUAGUGAAAAGUGGAAGGAGUUAGAGGUACCAGUGAAAAUGGUGAACAUACUUCAUGGCGUCCACGGAACCGUACGCUCUGUUCUACCAACUGAAGAGAUGAGGCAAUUCUUAGAUGCACUCCUGAAGUAUGCUGAAAAGAAAAUCAACAACCAGCCUUGCAAUGAAAGCGCGGAGUUGAGAGCUAUUUUCGACAAAUUCGUCUCAGCUGUGACUUCACUAGUGAACUUCGUGAGAGGUCAUCUUGGACAAGUUGGUCUUCAGCAAUAUAUUGACAUUACAGAUGCACGUAUGUGGGGAUCAUCUCCAGUCUCAAUUCCAUCGUUCCGAGGCUCGGCCGCCCUUAGUGUUCUAUCUCAGGUACUACGUGGGGACAUCCCAGACCCCUGGACCUUGUUCAAGACAUACCGUCCACGCAGCCUGAACCCACUCGACGAAGUACCAUCUAAAAUGAGAGCUGUGGUCGUGAAUGGCCAACACAUCUUCACAUUCGACGGCCGUCACCUUACGUUCCCUGGCUCCUGUCGCUAUGUCCUUGCACACGACCAUGUUGACAGAAACUUCACUUUGUUAAUCCAACUUGCUAACGGUAGUCCGAAGGCACUUAUCCUGGAAGACAAACACGGCAUGACUAUUGAACUGAAGGAAAAUGGACAGGUUGCUGUGAAUGGUGCUGCCCAUGGCUACCCUGUGAUUGAAAAGGAAGUUUUUGCGUUUAGACAGGCGAAUGGACGUAUCGGUAUGGGCUCAUUAUACGGACUUAUGGCUUUCUGUACCAGCAAACUUGAGGUGUGCUACAUUGAAGUUUCUGGCUUCUAUCUCGGUAAACUACGCGGUCUCCUUGGAGAUGGUAACAAUGAACCUUACGAUGACUUCAGGCUACCAAAUGGAAAGAUUGCUCAUUCGGAAAGCGAAUUCGGAAACGCAUACAAGAUGGCCAGCAGCUGUCCAGCUGCCAAGUGUCCAGAACACUCCCACCACCAGAUGCACGAAGCUCUGCCUCCUGCUUGUGAAGAGGUGUUCGGAGGAUUAUCUCCCUUGAGACCGCUAUCUCUCAUGCUCGAUAUUGCACCAUUCAGACAAGCCUGUAUCCACGCGGUACAAGGAGCGUCAGACCCUAUGGCCCAAGCAUGCGACCUGGGUCGUGGUUAUGCUGCUCUUGCUCUUACCGGUCUAUUGCCAGCUGUUCUGCCUUCCGCUUGUGUCUCGUGCAUGGAUUCCGGCGUCCGCAAAGAAGUCGGUGACAUCUACGAAGUCAAGAUUCCCGAAAAACAGGCCGAUAUUAUUGUCACCGUAGAAGUGACUAAGUCCAACGAAAAUAACUACAAGGACAUCGUCGUGCCCCUGGUCGGUCAUAUCAUAGAAGGACUUAAGGCUAAGCGUAUUACCGACGUUAAGGUUUACCUCGUCGGAAUUACCUCCAAGAUGCCGUACCCAAUUUUGUAUGAUACCGACAUGAAACUGAAGACCGCGAAGGUUGAAUUCGAUGACGAAAGUCGCUACAAUGACAUCAAACCGAUUCGAGUACACCAUGACCAGGUUGACAAGGCCGUAGACCAACUUGUAUCCCUCUUGAACAUGAUCAAGAAUAAACUUGGUAUCACCAAUGUUAUGGCUUCAUAUCAAUCCAUCUUCGACCUGCCUUUGAGGCCAACAGCUGUUAAACACUACAUCAGUUCCGUUGGAGACAAGUGCCUUCCUCAGGACUUCCUGUUGACCGUCCUUCGUUCCGCUAUUUACGAAGAAAUGUUUGAAAACAUCGGUUUGACGCACUCGCUCGUAGCUAACACUCCUGACCUUAAGAUUGGAGGCGGUAAAUCUGUCAACCAAGUUGUCGGUUUCUCUGAACACUCCGUUCUGUUGUUGGGAGACAAAAAACAAAAGGACACCGAAUCAUUGAGAGAAACUCUUGAGUUAGAAAAUGAAGACGGUUGCGUUGAUUUCGCACAAGAAACUGGCGGCUAUACUUUCUCAGCGAGCACCUUCCGCGCCUGCAACCCUGGACAACAGAAACAAUGGCUACAGACAGCAGCAGCAUCAGUGAUCUCUCGCCUCACACAACAGAACCUGGUCCAAACCUGCACCUGCACUUACUCCGACCCCUUCAGGGUUCGCUCCGUCUGCGUCACUAAAGACAGGAAAGAAGCGGCACGCAGACGAAAGUAA